UCUCCUUCUAGGAAGAACAAAUAAUGAAACUGACAUUUCAGUCACAACCAUCUUUUACAGCUGAUGAAGGGCCCCCCGAUAAGUCUCGAGAAAAGAUCAUCAUAUCCAACACUACUACUUGUAAGUGUAUUACUGCAAUAAUUCAUUUCAAAACCAUGAAAAUCUUACUUACACAUGCACACAAUGCUCUUCUUUCCACAUGCAUACAAAAUGUGCUUUGAUCCCUCUUCUCACUAUAACAUGGAAACAACACAACCAUGAUCAAAAUAUUGCUCAAUAUCAUUGCCGUGAGAAUCUCAUGAUAUUGGUUGAGCAUGAUAAUUCUAAAAGUGAAGCUAAAUGGUGUCUGUCAAUCACCUUGGUAUGGUUUAUCCUAAUCUUGAACCUAUGCAAUGUGUAAGAAUUUUCUACACAAAUCUCUUGUGCAGAAUUUCUGCAGAAAAUUCAGCAUUUUUUUCAUUCGCACUCUCCUUUUCACACUUUGUGUUAGGAAGCCUCAAUCUUGCAACUCAUCAUGCAAGAAAGAUAGUAAGCCUAUUUUUAGUACACUUAUUGUGACAACUAAAAAUUAGUGGAGUGCAAAAAAAAUAUAUAUAUUUAUAUACUGAAUUUUUUGGGGAGAUUCUGCACAAGAGUUGUGCAGAAAAUUCUUACACAUUGCAUAGGUACAAGAAUAGGCUAAUUAAGACAAAGGUGAUUGACAUGCAAAGCAUUUAGCUUUAUUUUUUGAAUUAUCAUGCUCAACCAAUGUCAUGAGACUCUCAUGGCAAUGGUAUUGAGCAAUAUUUUGAUCAUGGUUGUGACAGUUUCCAUGUUAUGGUGGGAAGAGGGAUCAAAGCACAUGUUGUAUGCAUGUGGACAGAAGAGCAUUGUGUGCAUGUGUAAGCAAGAUUUUCAUGGCUUUGGAAUGAGUUAUCACAGUAAUAACACUUACUAGUAGUGUUGUAUAUGAUGAUCUUUUCUCCAGAAUUAAGAGGGCGUGAUCAGGAUGCAACGAGUGAUGAAGGUGUUGCGGCAACUCUGCACUUCAUAAUUUAAAUAGACAUUAUUACUUCUCUGAUCAAUUUUUCUAUUUGUUCUAAUGCUUCCUAGGAGGAGAACUAAUAUUUCUAUACUUGUUUAUAGAUCGAGUUACUUAUAUAUAAUAGUUAACAUGACAAUAACAGUGUCUUUGGCAGAAAGGAAGAGGAAGAGCACCAUUCUACUUGUUCGGUAACACGAUAAGGAGGAAAAAAAAAGGAGAUUUGGAGGAAUAAGAGAUCACCAUGGUCCAGCAUAUACAAUCUCCCCAUCUAUGGAGAGUUGAAAAAAAAAUUUGAAAAAGUUAUAAAUACCCUCCAUAAUAUCAUUCUGUUUUUUUUUUUUUUUUAAAUCAUCUAUCUUUAUAUAUAUAUAUAUACUAGAUAGAAGCAACAUACAAUGCACGUUUGCUUAAUUUUAAAAUUGUAAACAUUGUUUAUAAUUUUAAUAAAAAUUGUGUUCACUGUUUUUUUAAUAUAUAUAUAUAUAUAAUAGAAUGAAUUAUAGUUUUAGGGUAUAUAUAAAUAUUUAUAUGAGAUAUUUGCGGCAAUAAUGCCUAUGUAGUUCAGUUUAUUGCACUUAAAUGCUUAUGUAAAAAUUUUGGCGGCAAUAAUGCCUACCGUUACGAUUUAGAGCAACCGUUGGUCCCUGGGCCGUUAAGGGUAUAUUUGAUACACGUGUCACGACCCGAUUGGGUUAAAUUAUUAAAAUUUAAAAACAAAAACAAUUAAUGGUUAUGGUUUUUAAUUAAAAACAAAAAAAGAAAACUAACUGUGAUUAAUUAAUAUAACCAAAAAAACCGUUUGUCUAAAACCAAGUUCUAAAACUAAUCUAAAACAAAAAAAACUCAAAACUCCAUACCCAGAAAAACGAUGAAGAUGAAGCUUUCCCCCCGACCACACCCAGACGAUCCACCCCCGACAGUAUAGCACGUGAACCCAGUAGAAGAAAACUUGUAAUUCCUUCGAAUUGGGGGUUAGGGCAUCUUUUGCAUCGGGUUAAUGGAGAACGGAAAAAAUUGCCAUUGUCGACCACCAAGGCCAGUGGUAGAAAGAACGGCUUGGAAAAACAAAAAUCCUGGGCGAAGAUUCAAAACAUGCAACAAGUAUCGGAUUCAUGGUGGGUGUAAUUUCUUUGAAUGGAUAGACCCUCCUAUGUGCCAUCGAGCAAAGGUGGUCAUCCCUGGACUACUAAGAAAAAUUGGUGACCUUGAAACUGAAAUCACAUCCCUAAGUACGACAACUGACAUUGGAAGUCAUCGGCAAUGCAGUGGUUCUUCAAAUGGAUUUGAGACACAAUCUCACAACCUUCAAAAUGUUGGAAGAGAAAGCUGUGAAAGUUGUGCUAAAAGCAGGGAUAGAGUAAAUGAUGGAGGUCGAAUGCAGUGUUACUACUUUUUGAAUACUAUGUAUUUUGCUGUAAUUCUAUUGGUUGUGGUUAUUUGGGCUACAAAAUCAAAGUAGAAGCUGUUGGUAUUGUUAGUUUAUUUUUGGGUAAUCUUCAUGUGCAGUAUUGACAAUGACAAAGCUAUUGCACCCUAGGCAUUGAUUUGUAAUGAAUUUUUUUGUAAAAUGAAACCC
Humulus lupulus (European hop) is the source of this 2600-nucleotide messenger RNA. RefSeq lists its product as uncharacterized. Lineage: Eukaryota; Viridiplantae; Streptophyta; Magnoliopsida; Rosales; Cannabaceae. Gene Ontology annotation, molecular function: zinc ion binding. The transcript has 2 exons. The record is from RefSeq and is a predicted model, not a curated record. The coding region runs from base 2022 to 2483 and encodes 153 amino acids.